Aspergillus bombycis is the source of this 1521-nucleotide messenger RNA. RefSeq names its product RTC4 family protein. The transcript has 2 exons. Lineage: Eukaryota; Fungi; Ascomycota; Eurotiomycetes; Eurotiales; Aspergillaceae. Bases 1 to 1521 code for a protein of 506 amino acids. The record is from RefSeq and is a predicted model, not a curated record.
AUGGUCACCCCUCGGCCGAAACCCGAUUCGAGCUACGCAUCGAACCGCUUGACCAGACAAAAUUACCACGGAAAACCUCUGCUUUCGACUUUUCGGGAUAAAGAAGCUCCUGAGCCUGUUACUAAGCUCGAGCCGGCCACAGAUGAUGAACCUGUGAGCUCCAGUGAGGAAGAAACGAGAAGCAAUGCCAGCCGAGAUGACGAGUUCGGGAAUGAGAGCACGCCUCGUCGCUCAGGGCCGACUUUGGAGGAGAAACUAGCGGAGACUUCGAGAGACAAUAGUGCAUCACUACAAACCCCGCGAAUAAAGAGAGGAAUUGAGAGUCCGAGGCCUCAACGCUCGAGUCGAAAGAGGACGUUAAAAGAUACAGUUCCCGUCGAUGAGAGGGACAAUGGCGAUCCUUUUUCAGAGUGUGGCUGGUCUUCACAAACCCUGAAGAGGUCCAGGGCCGACUAUGGAUCCAAGAAGAAGCGCAACUCUGAAGUCUAUUCCAGGAACUCGAGCACGCCUUUACAAACGGAUUCGCCUUCAUCUAGUCGACCGAAGCCGAAGUCGGCAGGCAAUUCGCCGAAUACUGAGAGAAAAAUAAAGAACGUGGAUACGGAAUCCCAGAAGAAUAAUGGAUUUAAGGUCCCCCAGGAUAUUGACAUCAGAAGUCCGCCGUCUAAAUCGCGCUCCUCCACCGAGUUCAAGGCUCCUCCCCCUCUUCCGAAUGAUAUUGUCUCUAGCUCCUUUGCGCCCUCCUCUGCCCGAGAACCUGCUAUCUUUGAUUCAGAUGACGACGAUGCUUCACCACUUAGCUCCCCGCUUAGCGAGCUAUCUGAGACCGGUUUACAAGAGGUACUAUUUGAUGAUACGGACGAUGCGCUGAAGCCGAAGGAGUCUUUAUGUCCCUGGUGUAAGGAAGCUGUAGACCCAGAACUCUUGUUACGGUUUCAGUCACAGCCAAAACAGCGCAUUCGAGAGCAGCAGCGGUUCUGCGAUUCGCAUAAGAAGACCGCGGCCGAGAAAGAGUGGCACGAUAAGGGCUACCCAGCUAUUGAUUGGCAUACGUUCGACGACCGGAUCCAUGUCUAUUUUGAUGAUUUGGAGGGUCUCCUGGUCCCAGAUAGCCAGUCUUAUUACCGAAACAUCCUAGACUCGACUUUAAAAGCCGGAAAGGCCAAGAACUUCCGGCUGACAUUGGAGGGAGAUGGGUUGGAGACGAUCUCUUGCGGCUAUUACGGUACUCGAGGCUCUGGUAAAAUGUUACAAGCGUUGACCACACGUUUCUCGCGCAAGCUACGCCGCCUGGCGGCCAGCGACCACAUUGUGAAGUCGGCUGGCGUUGUGGGUUACGCACAAGCUGUGCUCGUGCCUGAAUUAGCGGUCCGACUGGUCAAGGAAGACAUGGGGGUUAGCGACGAAGCCGCUCGGCAGAUCUUGCGCGAUAGCAUCGAUAUUGGUGAAAAGUUAAACUUCGCAUUGAACGACAAGGUUCCGAUUCCCGAAGAACUUGAGAGGCAUUCAGUUGAUGUGUAA